Molecule: messenger RNA, 2442 nt
Organism: Cladocopium goreaui
Lineage: Eukaryota; Dinophyceae; Suessiales; Symbiodiniaceae
Source: the annotation of a GenBank genome assembly
AUGGAGGAGUUUCGGCGCUCCGAGGAGGUUGAGAUGCAGCAACUUCUGCAGACCUGGGUGGCUGAGACCAAGGAAAAAUUCAUGGCAGACUGUGAAGAAGCUGCCCUUCAGCGGAAAUGUUGCUGCAGAAUGUUGCUGGACCAUCCUGACCACCUGAUUAGAAGAGAUGUUAGUGAAAGCAUCUUCCUGGAGCAGUUGCAAGCUAUGCUUUCAGAGUUGGGCUUCCACAAAGGAAUCGUUACAGUUGCAACCAUGUGGCAGAAGAAAGGCAGGCACUGGCAAAAUGUUCGCUGCUUGCAGCUGACCGCACAGUGGACAGUGGAUGAUGGAGCUUCCUCCGGCUCGGACACACCUCCGAAGGCCGCUGGUGGCAGCUGUGCAACGUGUCCCAUUUGUCACGAUCAACGCCCACCGGUGGUCCUGGUGCCCUGUGGCCAUGUGGUUUGUCAAGAUUGCCAUCGGGAUCAUCCACUGAAGAAGUGCCCCAUGUGCCGGGAUUCUCCACAUUUCACUUGUCCCCCAAAGAGCUUCACUGCCAGUGCAGCUCUUGCCCUUCCAACCUACAACUUCAAGCGCGAUCGGAGCCCGGUGCCAGAUGGCCUUCCAGGAAUCCUGUUCCUAUUUGCCAGGACUUUCAGAUGGAUUCUUCAGUUUGAGACAGUCGAUGCUCCACGCAGGCUGGAGAAUUGGGCGGACGCGCCGGACGCUUCCAUCAAUGACUUCGCUCUUGUCAUCUCCGUGUCAGUCACCAUCUCCAGCCCAGUGACCAAUGGCCCUGCAGGUGUAGCACAAGUGCCGCAGCGCGGGCGCUUUGAGGUGGCAAAGAAGUCCGUGGAGGCUCAGCAGGCAUAUGACAUUGAGACGCAGCGACUCCAGCAGCUUUGGGUGGCUGAGAUCAAGGAGAAGUUCAUGGCAGAAUGCGGUUUUGCUGCUGACCAGCGGCGGCUUUCCUGCACCAUGCUGGUUGAUCGUCCCAACCACAUCACAAGCAGGGGUGUUCCUCCCGACUCUUUGCAGCAGCAGCUCCAGGGCCUUUUGGCGGAGUUGGGCUUCCAAGAUGGAUCUGUAGAUCCCUUUAAACCCUUUGGGGUCUAUCAGAAUGGUCAUAGAUGUAUUGUUGCCCACAGAGGCAGUCUGACCGCGAAAUGGGCCUCUGAGGAUGCGAUCUCCACCAGCCCUGAGCGCAGCCCCAAAGCCGCAAGCGGCACCUGUGUGACGUGUCCCAUUUGUCACGAGCACCGCCCAGCUGUGGCCUUGGUGCCCUGUGGCCACGUGGUUUGCCGCGACUGCAUUGGCUGUGGAUGUUGGUUGCUAGGCACCUGCUUUGGUGGGCUGAAUCUUCUUAUCCUCUUGGAUGAGAGGAUCCUGCCUGGUGCAUGGUCGGAAGAGGUGCCUCACUUUUUGCACUCCGGCUGCUUGAGACUGUUGAAAUCAAGGCUGGACGCCACGGCUGAUGACGGCCUAGGGUGGCCGGGUCGAAAGGUUUCAAAGUUUCGCAGAUCUCCGCCACUCAUGUUUGGUGCGAAAGCUGGUGAAGCUUCAAAGGUGGAGCCGGUGAGCGCUGGAGCAACUCGACGUGCGCCGCCCAAAUCUGCCGUGAGAAGGUCAGAUUACAGUACGCAGCCUUGUGAGCACCUGUCCUUGUCCGUCAUGUCGUUCGUGCAGCAGUUGGGAAGGAACGUUGUCCGAGCCCAGCAGCAGUACGACAUGGAACGGCAGCAGUACGAGGCCGAGACGCAGCGACUGCUGCAGCUCUGGGUGGCUGAGAUCAAGGAGAAAUUCAUGGCCGAAUGCGUCGAAGCAUCUCACAAGCGGCACCUUUCCUGCACUAUGGUGGUUGGCCAUCCUGACCACCUCGCAGCCAGGGGUGCUGGCGGAGACCUGCUGAACCAGCUCUGGGGCAUUCUGGCGGAGCUGGGCUUCCAAGAUGGAAACGUUGCUCCUUUUGCUAAGAGACUAGCGCUUAGGCCUGAUUCCAGCUACUGUGCCCUUCUUACCGGCAAGUGGACCGCCGAAGAUGCAACUUCCACCAGCCCACAGCAGAGUCCCGCAGCCCGCGGUGGCACCUGUGUGACGUGCCCCAUCUGCCACGAACAUCGUCCAACCGUGGUCCUGGUGCCCUGCGGCCACGUGGUGUGCCGCGAGUGCCAUGGUUGUCAGAAGCUGCGGCAGUGCCCCAUGUGCCGGGAGGUGAUCGCAUCGACCAGUCGUGGGCUUUUCAUGGACUGAGCAUCCUGAGCCCCGUUGGCUGGUGGUGGGCAAGGUCUUCUUGGGAUGAUUUUGCCUAGCGGCCUGGCACAUGGCAGCAAAAAGUGCUGCAGUUUUGGACACUUGAGACGUUUGGUGGUGAGGCUUUGUUUGUCUGAAGCUGGAUGGCCCGUCCUUCCUGAGAGAAUUUUUGCGCCAGAUAUGCGUGCAUAGCCACAAGUGCAUGUCCUCUCA